AUGGCGGCCUUCGAAGAAAGUGACGAAUAUUGUCCACAUUGCGAUAACCAUUUUAUCAUUGAAGCCAAAACCCCAACGCCGGUAGUUGGAGUCGAAGGAGAAGACGCGCGCAAGGAUGCUCGAAUGUUACGUGAUGAACGAAUGAAGCAACUGGCACUAUCUCUAGAUGACGAAUUCGCCGACCUCUUGGAGCCGUAA
Molecule: messenger RNA, 198 nt
Organism: Rhizoctonia solani
Lineage: Eukaryota; Fungi; Basidiomycota; Agaricomycetes; Cantharellales; Ceratobasidiaceae
Exons: 3
Coding region: 1-198 (65 amino acids)
Biological process (GO): protein import into mitochondrial intermembrane space
Cellular component (GO): mitochondrial intermembrane space
Molecular function (GO): zinc ion binding
Source: RefSeq, a predicted model, not a curated record